This is a messenger RNA of Dermacentor albipictus, 1958 nucleotides long. RefSeq names its product cytochrome P450 18a1-like. Lineage: Eukaryota; Metazoa; Arthropoda; Arachnida; Ixodida; Ixodidae. The record is from RefSeq and is a predicted model, not a curated record. Gene Ontology annotation, biological process: xenobiotic metabolic process. Gene Ontology annotation, molecular function: heme binding; oxidoreductase activity, acting on paired donors, with incorporation or reduction of molecular oxygen, reduced flavin or flavoprotein as one donor, and incorporation of one atom of oxygen; iron ion binding. Gene Ontology annotation, cellular component: intracellular membrane-bounded organelle; cytoplasm.
GUGCGCGCAAGCCAGCGAGGGAAUCGCGUGCAUACGCGGACGCACCGCCGGCGACUGACUGGUGCACCCUCGCCCCCACCUCGAAGGCGCACUUGUUGCGGCGGAAGGCGGCGGCACAGAAACGGAAACAAGGCGGGCACUCGGGCGGCCGACGGCGACCGCUGUGCGGCGGGGAGGUGAGACCCCCGGCAGGGGGGGGCAUCGACUUCCCUCCUCUCUCAGACCCUGGGGUCCCCCGCUUAUAUAAAAGGGGGCCGCCUCCCCAUUCGGAAGCCCCCGACCAGCAGUAGUAGCAGCAGCAGCUCAGAGCAGCGCCACAGAGUUGGUCGCGGCGGUAGUACUGUGUAGCUAGAGGCAGCACACGCAUCGUCAUGUCCGUCCUGUUUUUUUCGCCGUGGCUCGAAGUCACGCUGCCCACCUGGCUCGCCGUGUUCGUCGCCGUGCUGUUGGUCAGCCGCCGGUUCCUAACCGGGGUCGCGAGCCAGCUACCGCUGCCCCCGGGACCGUGGGGAUUGCCCCUGGUGGGCUUCCUCCCGUUCCUCGGCAAGGAGUUCCACCGCACCUUGCAGUCGUUGGCGGUCACCUACGGCCCCAUAUACCAGAUAUUCCUGGGCUCCAAGCGGGUCGUGGUCAUCAGCGACCCCAAGCUGGUGCGUCAAGCCUUCAGCCAGGCCGCCUUCUCCGGACGGCCCGACACGGAACUCACCAAGCUCCUUCAGGGAUACGGCAUCAUCAACUCUGCAGGCGCCCUAUGGCGCGAACAGCGUGCUUUCCUGCAUCGCGUGUUCAGGGACUUCGUGCCUCGAUACGGAAGGCCCGGCAGCGUGGCACUCGAGCAGAAAAUGCAGGUGCACAUCGGCGAGUUCCUGUCGUCGCUGGGGCCGUUCGAAGGCAGCUCGCUGCACGUGCGCCGGUCGCUCGCGCGCGCCGUCAGCAACAUCCUCGGCUCGUUCCUCAUGAGCGUCACAUACUCGUCGCGCGACUCCAAGUUCGAGCAGCUGCUCGCGCUCUUCGAGGAAGGAUUCAGGCUUCUCACGCUCGCCGUGCCCGUGAACUUCAUACCGGCGCUGCGCUACGUGCCGGGCUCCAACUGGGCCUACCGGCGCAUUAAGCGCAACCGGCACCAGACGGCCGACUACUUCAGGCGCAUCGCAGACGCGCACCGGUCGUCGUACGUCGAGGGCACCGUGCGCGACAUCGUCGACGCGUACCUCGUCCAGCUGCGGAGGGACAAGGCCAGAGGCAUCCAGCGGGAGGACACGUACUUUUCCGAGGAGCAGUUGGUGCAAGUGCUGAUGGACAUCUUCAGUGCUGGCCUGGAGACCGUCACCUCGACCCUAGAGUGGGCCAUCCUUUUGCUGGUGCGUCACCCGCACGUCCAGCGACGUCUCCAGGAGGAGCUGGACGCCCACCUGGCGUCCGAAGGGGAAAGGCCCGCUAGCAUGGCCGACCUGCCCGCCCUCCCUUAUGCACAGGCCACCAUCCUUGAAGUGCUGCGACGCGCAAACGUCAUAGCGCUCGGAAACGCCCACGCCACAACCUGUGAUGUGGAGCUGGCGGGCUACCGUAUACCGGCAGACACUCAUGUCGUCUCCAACCUUUGGGCCAUCCACAUGGACCCCGACCUGUGGGAGGACCCGGAAGAAUUCCGGCCAGAGCGCUUCUUGGUGGACGGGCAAGUCCAAAAGCCGGAUUACUUCAUGCCCUUCUCUGUCGGUCGACGCAUGUGCCUGGGCAACCACCUGACGCAGACUGAGGUGUUCCUCUUCCUCAGCAACCUGUUGCUUCGCUACACGCUCGAGCUGCCUGAAGGCGAGCAGCCGCCCUCCAUGGACGGCCACGUCGCAGUGUCUCACACGCCCCGACCUUUCCGGGUCAAGAUCACGCCCAGGAACAAUGCCGCCGAUACCACAACAGCCUUUGCCAACGUCGAACAAUUCUGCAGUGACCUUGGUUGA